This is a messenger RNA of Polypterus senegalus (gray bichir), 2438 nucleotides long. RefSeq lists its product as uncharacterized. Gene Ontology annotation, cellular component: external side of plasma membrane. The coding region runs from base 45 to 2438 and encodes 797 amino acids. The transcript has 53 exons. NCBI's taxonomy places the organism in Eukaryota, Metazoa, Chordata, Cladistia, Polypteriformes, Polypteridae. The record is from RefSeq and is a predicted model, not a curated record. Gene Ontology annotation, biological process: immune response.
GCCGCCAGCUCGUCACUCGGAGCGCCCCGUUGCGUCUCAUCAGCAUGCUGCCAGGACACUGGCUCGUCCUCCUCUGGAGCUUCACGGAGAUUGAGCGGACCGACUCAGACUCCCACACUCUGGAGUUCAUCUUCACCGCAAUCUCUUCAUCUGAAGAUCUUCCUGAGUUCAUGUCUGCUGUGAUUCUUGAUGGCCAGCAGAUCAGUUAUUAUGAUAGUAAGAGCCGCCAGAUAUCUCACAAGCAGACCUGGAUGAAACAGAAAAUGUACCAGUUUAAUGCCCACUCUUCGGGAGUUUGCUUAAGUGUGGAGAAUUUAUUUAAAUCCAAAUUACAGGCGUUGGUGAUGAGGAGCAACCACUCAUCAGGCAUACAUGUACUCCAGAGGUCACUUGGCUGUGAUGUGGAGGAUGGUGUACUGAAGCAAGGGUUUUUGCUUUAUGGCUACAAUGGGGAAGACCUCAUAGGCUUUAGUAAGGAUCGUCUACAGUGGUUUCCAGCAAUCCCAGAGGCAUACUUCCUAAAACGUGAAUGGGACAAAGACAGAAUGAGUAAUAAAGAUUACAAAGAUUUCUUGGAUUCUAAAUGUGUGGAGAUACUAAAAAAACAUGUGGAAAAUAAGAAAAUCCAGGAAGUUACCCCAGAAAUGAAGGCAUUUUCACGGAAAACAAAAGAUGGACAUCGAGUACAUCUGACUUGUCUAGCAACUGGCCUUAACCACCAAAACAUAAAGAGCAGCUGGUAUAAGAAUGGAGCACCACUACGGAAUAAAUCUCAGUCUGCAAAAAUCCUUCCAAAUGGUGAUGGAACCUUUCAAAUUCGGGAUACUCUAGAGAUUGACCAUGCGGAUAACAAUAAUUACUCUUGUGAAGUUGAACGCUCAACUGUGAAGUUUGACCGAAGAAUCUCCUCUGAAAAAAGCAUCCAAUCUGAUGUGGUGACUGCAGCAGUUGUGGGGAUGGUGGUGCUGGCAGUAGGAGUUGGAAUUGCUUUACAUUUAUGGCAAAGGAUGAAGGGGAGUGGCCCAAAGAAUCCUUUUGAAACCAGUCAUGCUGGCCAAAGUGAUCCUAAUGAAAAUGAACAAGUCAACCAAAGGCUGUCUUCUGAGACAGAAGCAGUCAUCAGAAUUCCCCCAACUGAUGAUGGACACACUAGUGAAAGUUCUGCCACAGAUAAAAAUGAACCAAACAGAACAUCUCCAUCAGAAGCAGAAGACGUCAACAAAUCUGAUGUGAGGCCUCAAAGGGAGAGUCCCCUUUCGGAUAAAAAUGGAGAUGAUCACACUUCUCCAUCAGAAGGGGUUCUUCAGAAUGAAUUCACUCCCGAGGACACGUACCAGCAGAGUACAGAAAUGGGUGACAUCAGUAGAUCCUCUGUUACAGCGACAAAAGACAUAAACACAUCAUCUCCUUCUGAGGAAGAGCCUGUCAAGGAAAGUCCUUCUUUGGGUACGAAUAAUCAAGUAGCAAAAAGUUCAUCUACUGAUGAAGACAACCAAAUUUCUCCUUCAAAGUCGUGUGAAACAAGUGAAUCUCCUACACAAGAAUCGUGUGAAACAAGUGAAUCUCCUACACAAGAGUCUGUGUCCCAGCAAAGCACAGAAACAGACAAUGUCAAAGAAACUCCUUCUUCUGAAAAGGAUGAUGCCAAUAAAACAUCUCCAUCUGACACUGAGGAAAUUGACCAAAUCUCUCCAUCUGGGAGCGGCCAACCAGUGAAAUCCAAGAAAGCACCACAAAAGAUUGCAAAAAAGACCAACGUCAGUACACCUGUUCCACCUGCAAAACCUAUUCAACAAUCUACAAAGAAAAGUACUGUCAGCAAACCUGAGGUGAAGAGUCACGUCAGCAAAAGCAGUUCAAUGCGCAGUGUUCCCAAACAAACAACUUCCACCCAUACUGGGAAAAAAAGCAAAACGUCAUCACAUCUUGUGAAGAAGGAAUCAUCUCAGAAAAAAGCAGGAGAAUUAUCCCAUAAAAAGUCAGGAAAAUCAUCCCAUAAAAAGGAAGAAGAAUCGUCACAUAAGAAGAUGAAAAAGCAUAAGGCAAGGGGAAGUGGACAUUCUGGGGAAGUUUCUGAAGGGAUGGAAGGGCAGUCUGGAGAAGCGCCACAUGAAGAAGACAUAGAAGAGGAGACAGAAGAGAAAGCAGAUGAGAUGGAAGAGGAUGAGGCAGCUGAAACAGAACAAGAUGAAGCUGCUGAAGAUGAAAGUAAUCAAGAAGCAGAAGAUGAGGAGGUUACUGAAAUGACAGAAGAAGAAGUUACUGAAGUCACUGAAGAGGAAGUUACUGAAGUCACUGAAGAGGAGGUUACUGAAGUGACAGAAGAAGAAGUAACUGAGACAACAGAGGAAGAAGUUACUGAAGUGACAGAAGGUGAGACAAAUUUUUAUGUCAAUUUCUCAUUCACACAAUUUAUAUCACCUGUUGCAAUCUUAUAA